This is a messenger RNA of Aspergillus chevalieri, 1065 nucleotides long. RefSeq lists its product as uncharacterized. The record is from RefSeq and is a predicted model, not a curated record. Lineage: Eukaryota; Fungi; Ascomycota; Eurotiomycetes; Eurotiales; Aspergillaceae. The coding region runs from base 1 to 1065 and encodes 354 amino acids. Gene Ontology annotation, molecular function: FAD binding. The transcript has 2 exons.
AUGGAGGUUCUCCGCGACGCCGGAAUAGAACACCGGCUGAAGGCCGUUGCCACCCCGGGCAGUGUAAUCCAACAUAGCACUUGGUCAGAUAAACUGGCAGGUGAAGAAUAUGCGCGCAUCUACGCCUGGGGAAAUCAUCCAAUGCAAAAGGGGGAUUACGAGCUCGCCAGUCCCUGUUCCAUGUGCGACCUCCCCCAAAGUUCUCUCGAGCCCGUGUUAGUCGAAGAAGCACAAAAUCUAGGUGCGGGUUUUCGCUUUUCGACAGAGCUGGUAUCGUUCCACCAGGAUACGGAUCAUGUCCUAGUCACGGUAAGGAAUCGAGUCAGCGGGGAAACCUACACUGUAUCCACGCAGUACCUUAUUGGCGCCGAUGGGGCUCGAAGUGUGGUCUUAGAAGCGUUGAACAUCCCCGUGAUUGGUUGCCAACAUGGGGAAGCCCUCAACGUUCACAUUAAAGCAGACCUUUCCAAGUAUAUCGCACAUCGACCAGGCAGUCUAACCUGGGCUCUCAACACAGACGGCCCCACCGGACUUGUUGCAGGCGCUUUCCGAAUGGUGAAACCGUGGAAUGAGUUCGUCGUGAUAAUACACUCGGCGAUUAAACCCACCGAGGAAACGCUCCGAGCAUAUUUAUACCAGCUGAUCGGUGAUGAUUCAAUUGGAAUUGACAUUCUCUCAUCUUUUCCAUGGACCAUAAAUGAGCAAUGCGCAGAGAGAUGGCAGGACAGAAGAGUGCUCUGCAUCGGCGAUGCGACUCAUCGUCAUCCCCCGGCCUAUGGCCUGGGCAGCAAUACCUGCAUCUCGGACGCUUUUAAUCUCUCCUGGAAACUAGCCUAUGUUCUCAAAGGAUGGGCAUCUCCAUCCCUGCUGGAGACUCUAACUAGUGAGAGAAAACCCGUCGGAGAUGAAGUUGUGCAACGGGCAAACGAGGGAAUCCAUGCUCACCAAAGGCUUUGGAGUCUUCUGGGAAGCGAUUCAGAAUCCCGCAAAAAGAUAAAUGACAGUCUAAGAUCAGACGGUGCAGAAGGGGAUCAGAAGCGCAGCGAACUACGUGUAACGAUUUAA